CUGCAGCAGCUGGUGGAACCAUGGCAACAACUCCUGAUGCUGCCUUUGAGACCCUCAUGAGUGGAGUGACCCACUGGGAUCUACCUGACGAACCAGUUCCCAGUGAGCUGCUCCUUACUGGGGAGGCAGCCUUCCCAGUGAUGGUGAAUGACAAGGGCCAGGUGCUCAUUGCUGCCUCUUUCUAUGGUCAAGGCCGCCUUGUGGUCGUAUCCCAUGAGGGCUACCUGAUGCAUGCUGGCAUGGCCCCAUUUCUUCUCAAUGCAGUGAGCUGGCUCUGCCCCUUCCCAGGGGCUCCCACUGCAGUGCACUCUUCCUUGGCAUCACUAGCUAACAUCCUGGGUGACUCUGGGAUAGAGGCACUGGUUCAGCCCGAACCUGGAGAGACUCUGGGGGUUUACUGCAUUGAUGCCUACAAUGACACCUUGACUGAGAAGCUAGUCCAAUUUGUGAAGCAUGGUGGGGGCUUGCUCAUUGGGGGCCAAGCCUGGUAUUGGGCCAGUCAACAUGGUAGGGACAAGGUACUGUUCAGUUUCCCUGGGAACCAGGUGACAAGUGUGGCUGGAGUGUAUUUCACAGACAUCUAUGGGGAUAAAGACCGGUUCAAGAUCUCUAAGAAGGUACCCAAGAUCCCAUUGUACAUUAGGUGUUGGGAGGAGCUCAGGCAUGACCAGGAGCAACUUCUGCAUGGAAUCUCUGAGUUGGACAUCAAGACUGAAGGUGUCCCCUCACAGCUGUUGGUGCAUGGGUCCCUGGCCUUCUCUCUGGGGCUCGCUCCCUCCUAUCUUAGCUGCUUCCUAGCAGCUGCCCGCUAUGGCCGGGGUCGUGUGGUGUUGGCUGCACAUGAGAACCUUCUCUGUGAUGCUAAGAUGGAGCCCUUUUUGGUCAAUGCUAUACACUGGUUAGCCAGAGACCAGAGAGACAAUAUUGGGGUGAACAAAAGUCUCAAGACUCUGCAUUCUCUAUUGUUGGAGCAUGGGUUGAAAUGCAGCCUGGAAUCUCACUUGACCAACAACAUGCGUGUCUACUGCUGUAUGGCUUAUAGUGACCAGGAUGCCAAGAAAAUACAGGAGUUUGUAGCAGAGGGUGGGGGGUUGCUCAUUGGUGGCCAGUCCUGGUGGUGGGCAUCCCAGAACCCAGGCAGGUCUGCUUUGGGCAGUUUCCCUGGGAAUGUCAUCCUUAACACCUUUGGCCUCAGCAUCCUGCCUCGGACCCUCAGCACAGGCUGUUUCCCUGUCCUCCUUGAAGAUAUAAGGGAGUACCACUUUCGAAAGGCUCUCUCCAAGUUCCAGGCUAUGUUAAACCACAAGGGUGGGAACUUAGUAAAGAAAUAUUUGGCAAGGUUGGGAGUCGAUGUUUCAGGCUUCCUUCAGAUUCCUGCUCAGGGAAUUCCUGCUUAUAAAUCUGUGCACCGGGUCCUGAGGAAGAUGUUGCAAGAGGCAGGCCUCCCAGCUGUGAGCAAGAAAAAUCCAGUUUCCAGUGACUCCUGUGAGGCAGCAAUGCUCCAUAUAGCCACAGAGCUAGCACACUCUGGGACUGAUUGCUCUGAGAUAGUUCAUAGCCUUGGCACACAGACCGGCUCCUCCAGUCCCUGCCCCUCAGAGCACCUCAUUACUGUGGAGAUCAAUGGAAGCAACCCAGGAGACAACAAUGCCUGGAUGAGCACUGGUCUUUACCUCCUCGAAGGACAAAGCGCAGAGAUCUCUGUCUCUGAACAUGCUGUGUCUGCUGGCUUGAAGGUGCAGAUUGGAUGUCACACUGAUGACCUUAGUGAGGCCAGAAAGCUAUUUCGAGCCCCUGUGGUAACUUACCAGUGUUGUAUGGACAGAACCCAACGGUCAGUCUGCUGCCUCUGGGGUGGUCUCCUGUACAUCAUUGUGCCCAAGGGCUGUCAACUUGGCCCUAUAUCUGUUACCAUCAGGAAGGCAGUGCCUGCCCCAUACUACAAACUUGGUAAGACAUCGCUAGAGGAGUGGAAGAGAUGUAUCCAGGAGAACCCGGGCCUCUGGGGAGAGCUGGCCACAGACAACAUCAUCCUGACAGUGCCAACUGCAAGCCUCAAGGAUCUGGAGGAUCCAGAGCCUCUGCUCCAACUCUGGGAUAAGAUGAUGCAGGCCGUGGCCAAGUUGGCAGCCAAGCCCUUCCCUUUCCAAAGACCUGAGAGAAUUGUCGCUGAUGUGCAGAUCUCAGCUGGCUGGAUGCAUUCAGGAUAUCCCAUCAUGUGCCUCCUGGAGUCGGUGCAGGAGCUCAUCAAUUUGACAAGCAUAAAAAGUAACGGCCUGUGGGGACCCAUCCAUGAGCUCGGCCACAAUCAGCAGUGCUGGAAUUGGGAGUUCCCCCCACAUACCACAGAGGCCACCUGCAACCUCUGGUCAGUCUACGUUCAUGAGACAGUCCUGGGGAUCCCCAGGGCUCAGGCCCACCCUGACCUGAAUCCCGAAGAACGAGAGAAGAGAAUCAAAGAGCAUCUUCAGAAGGGAGCACCCCUGAGUAACUGGGAUGUGUGGACAGCACUGGAGACGUAUCUGCAGGUACUGAGCACAAUUUCAUGGAGAUGGUGAAGACAGACUCC
Messenger RNA from Acomys russatus (golden spiny mouse), 2569 nucleotides. Its product is annotated as TRPM8 channel-associated factor 2-like. The coding region runs from base 21 to 2558 and encodes 845 amino acids. The record is from RefSeq and is a predicted model, not a curated record. The transcript has 6 exons. Gene Ontology annotation, biological process: negative regulation of anion channel activity. NCBI's taxonomy places the organism in Eukaryota, Metazoa, Chordata, Mammalia, Rodentia, Muridae.